GUGGAGGAUAGUCGGCUGUGUGUACGCUAGGUAUCUGUACAUCAGCACUCGCACUUAUUACUGAAAACAUUCCCUAAAAUGAUAAAGAAAUUUGAUAAGAAGGACGAGGAGGCCGGAAGUGGCUCCAACCCAUUUCAGCAUCUGGAGAAGAGUGCUGUACUGCAAGAGGCUCGUAUCUUUAAUGAGACACCCAUCAACCCACGAAGAUGCCUUCACAUCCUGACAAAAAUUAUCUACUUGCUCAACCAGGGUGAGCACUUUGGAACCACAGAGGCCACUGAAGCUUUCUUUGCCAUGACAAGGCUCUUCCAGUCAAAUGAUCAAACUCUGCGAAGGAUGUGCUAUCUAACAAUCAAAGAGAUGGCCAACAUUUCUGAGGAUGUCAUCAUUGUUACAAGCAGUCUGACCAAGGACAUGACUGGUAAGGAGGAUGUGUACAGAGGCCCUGCCAUCAGAGCUCUCUGCAGAAUUACUGAUACCACUAUGCUACAAGCCAUUGAGAGAUACAUGAAACAGGCUAUAGUGGACAAGGUGCCUAGUGUCUCCAGCUCAGCUCUUGUCUCUUCUCUGCACAUGGUGAAGAUGAGUUAUGAUGUAGUGAAGCGCUGGGUGAAUGAAGCUCAGGAAGCAGCCUCUAGUGACAACAUUAUGGUGCAGUACCAUGCUCUAGGUUUGCUGUAUCAUCUGCGGAAAAAUGAUAGGCUUGCUGUGACUAAGAUGCUCAACAAGUUCACCAAGUCCGGUCUCAAGUCUCCUUUUGCCUACUGCAUGCUGAUUCGCAUUGCCAGCAAGCUGCUGGAAGAGACAGAGGGAGGACAUGAUAGCCCUCUGUUUGACUUUAUUGAGAGCUGUUUAAGGAAUAAGCAUGAGAUGGUGGUCUACGAAGCAGCCUCUGCUAUUGUCCAUAUGCCUAACUGCACCGCCAGAGAGCUUGCUCCUGCUGUGUCUGUGCUCCAGCUAUUCUGCAGCUCACCUAAAGCGGCGCUGCGCUAUGCAGCUGUGAGGACCCUCAAUAAAGUGGCAAUGAAGCACCCAUCUGCAGUGACAGCCUGUAACCUGGAUUUGGAAAAUCUAAUUACAGACUCCAAUCGCAGCAUUGCUACACUGGCUAUUACCACCCUACUAAAGACCGGCAGUGAAAGCAGUGUGGACCGUCUAAUGAAACAGAUCUCCUCCUUUGUCUCUGAGAUCUCGGAUGAAUUCAAGGUGGUUGUGGUCCAAGCCAUCAGUGCCCUGUGUCAGAAGUAUCCUAGGAAGCACAGUGUGAUGAUGAACUUCUUGUCAAACAUGCUGAGAGAUGAUGGUGGCUUUGAGUAUAAGCGUGCUAUUGUGGACUGCAUCAUCAGCAUCAUUGAGGAGAACCCAGAGAGUAAGGAGACUGGUCUGGCUCACCUUUGUGAGUUCAUUGAGGACUGUGAGCACACCGUCUUGGCCACCAAGAUCCUGCACCUGCUGGGCAAGGAAGGGCCGCGCACCCCCUCACCAUCGAAAUACAUCCGCUUCAUAUUCAAUCGAGUGGUGCUUGAGAGUGAAGCAGUCCGUGCUGCUGCUGUGAGUGCCUUGGCUAAGUUUGGAGCACAGAAUGAUGACCUGCUGCCUAGCGUACUGGUCCUAAUGCUAAGGUGCAUGAUGGACAGUGAUGAUGAGGUGAGAGACAGAGCCACAUUCUACAUGAAUGUCCUGCAGCAGAAACAGAAGGCUCUAAAUGCUGCUUACAUCUUUAAUGGCUUGUCUGUAUCCAUUCCUGGACUGGAAAAGUCACUUCACCAGUAUACACUGGAGCCUUCAGAGAAACCCUUCGAUAUGAAGACAGUUCCUUUGGCUACUGCACCAAUAACGGAGCAAAAGACAGAUAUUGCUCCAGUGGCUACAAGCAAGGCCCCAGAAAAACUUGCACCCUCUCGCCAAGACAUUUAUCAAGAGCAACUCUCUGCCAUUCCUGAUUUCCAAAAUCUUGGUCUUCUGUUCAAGUCUUCAGAGCCAGUGCAACUGACAGAGGCUGAGACUGAAUAUGUAGUUCGUUGCAUCAAGCACACUUUUACAGCUCACAUGGUGUUCCAGUUCGAUUGCACCAACACACUUAACGAUCAGCUACUGCAGCGGGUGCUGGUACAGAUGGAGCCAUCCGAGGCCUAUGAAGUGAUGCACCAUGUCCCGGCACCGAGCCUGCCUUACAACCAGCCUGGCUCCUGCUACACACUCGUCCGUCUGCCUGAUGAUGAUCCUACAGCAGUCUCCUGUACAUUUAGCUGUACAAUGAAAUAUCUGGUUCGGGACUGUGAUCCAAACACUGGCGAACCAGAUGAUGACGGUUAUGAUGACGAAUAUGUGUUAGAGGAUCUGGAAGUGACAGUAGCCGACCACAUACAGAAAGUUCUGAAGCCAAAUUUUGGUGCAGCAUGGGAAGAGGUUGGAGCUGACUUUGAGAAAGAAGAGACCUUUGCUCUUUCUUCAGUCAGGACUCUGGAUGAGGCUGUCAACAACAUAAUCAGCUUUUUGGGUAUGCAGCCAUGUGAACGCUCAGACAAGGUGCCUGAAAACAAGAACUCUCACGUCCUCUUCCUUGCAGGUGUGUUCCGGGGAGGUUAUGACAUGUUGGUGCGGGCACGCCUGGCUCUCGCUGAUGGAGUCACCAUGCAGGUGACUGUGCGAAGUACUGAUGAAAAUGUUGUUGAUGUCAUUCUUGCAUCCGUUGGUUAGGAGAAUGGCAGAAUCUUUGGAUCGUGUUUUCGGCCAAUAAAAAUGUACGCUCUACCAGUUAACAUAAUGUAUUGUUUAUAUAACUUUUGCACAGUUCUGUAUUCAAUGUUUGCUUCCAUCGAUAACAUUUGCUGAAAUAGAGAAAAUUAUUCGACUUAGAUGCAUUACUUUAUUAUCUGUCUUUAUUCAUGUGAGCCAUUAUGAUUUAGGUUUAGUCCUGUUUUGUUGUCAAAGGUGAAUUUUAUUUCCGAGCAGCAAUCGUCAACCCAGAAAGACUUUUACAUUGAUCAAUAAACAGAGGGACGAGGGAAAACCUAUAAAGCAUUUUUGUUGUUUAAAAUGUUUGUCUCAAAAAAUACAAAGUGGAAAAUAAACAUGGUUCUGCUAAA
Messenger RNA from Trichomycterus rosablanca, 3089 nucleotides. It is a transcript of the gene copg2, whose product is annotated as COPI coat complex subunit gamma 2. Gene Ontology annotation, molecular function: structural molecule activity. Gene Ontology annotation, cellular component: Golgi membrane; COPI vesicle coat; endoplasmic reticulum-Golgi intermediate compartment. The transcript is spliced from 23 exons. The record is from RefSeq and is a predicted model, not a curated record. NCBI's taxonomy places the organism in Eukaryota, Metazoa, Chordata, Actinopteri, Siluriformes, Trichomycteridae. The coding region runs from base 79 to 2700 and encodes 873 amino acids. Gene Ontology annotation, biological process: intracellular protein transport; intra-Golgi vesicle-mediated transport; endoplasmic reticulum to Golgi vesicle-mediated transport.